This is a messenger RNA of Sphenostylis stenocarpa, 4395 nucleotides long. The record is from the annotation of a GenBank genome assembly. Lineage: Eukaryota; Viridiplantae; Streptophyta; Magnoliopsida; Fabales; Fabaceae.
AUGGCUGCGGCUUUUCACUAUUUAUCGUGUACUCGGACUGACCCUUUCCUCACACCAGCUCAAUCCCUCACUCUUCCUUUCCAACGCAAACCAUUUUUUUGCUCUCUUCUUCCUGUUUCCUCUCGCGCUCGUAACCUCUCUUCUUCAAUCGUCGUCGCUUCUUCCAAAAAAAAGAAAAACAAGAAAAAACUGUCUCGUGAUCAUGUUACUGAGGGCGGCGAGGAGGAUGUCGACGCGUUUGAGCUUCUCUUCAAGCAACUCGAAGAAGAUCUCAAAAGCGGUGAUUUGUCAGAUGAUGAUGGCGAAGAUGAAAUAAGUGAAGAAGAGAUGGCAUUGCUUGAACGUGAGUUGGAAAAUGCCCUGGGGGACUUUGAUACUGAAUUGUUGAAUUCGGAUGUAAUCGACAUAGAAAUUGGUAGUGAUCCAGAGAAUGAGGAUGAGGAUGAGGAUGGUGAGGAUGAUGGUGGUGAGGAUGGUGGUGAAGAUGGAGAUGAAAAGUCACUGAACCUUAAGAAUUGGCAGAUGAAGAAAUUGGCUAGAGCUUUGAAAGCUGGCCGCCGCAAAACAAGUAUAAAAAAUCUUGCUGCCGAUCUUUGUCUUGACAGGGCUCUUGUUCUUCAAUUACUUCGUGACCCUCCUCCAAAUCUUUUAAUGAUGAGUCUAACUGUACCUGAUGAACCCACAACAACAGUAGUAUCACUUGAAACUAAGCCCAGCGAGAUUCUCCUUAAAGAAACAAGUAUUGAUGACGCUGAAUCUGAAUCAGAACCCAAAGCUCAAGUACCUGUUCAUACCUUGCAACGUAAUUGGUAUGCUCAAAAGCGAUUGAAAAAGGCCCAUGUUUACACUCUGGAGAGAGUUUAUAGGAGAUCAAAACGACCUACUAAUGCAAUGAUCAGCAGCAUUGUGCAUGUAACAAACAUUCCUCGAAAAAGAGUUGUGAAGUGGUUUGAAGACAAACGUGCUGAGGAGGGAGUUCCAGAUCACCGUCUUCCUUACCAGCGCUCUCCGGUGAGAGGAAAACAGGAAGCAACCGAAGAAGCCAAUGUAGUGACUGAGCCGAAGCUCAAAAGUCAGAGCUUAAGCGGCUUCGGAAGGCACCGGGAAAGGGUUCAUCCGGUAAACACUUCCUCUGUGAAGAUGGAAGCAAGUGCGGGAAUGGUCGCUGGCUCGCACAAACGGAACGAGCUCGUUCGGAUUCGCCACGAUUCUUCUGAUAGCGGGUCUAAACCCUUGAAGAGCUUGAAUGGGCAAAUCUGUCAAAUAUGUGGUGAUACUGUUGGAUUGACUGCGACUGGUGAUGUCUUUGUUGCUUGUAAUGAGUGUGCCUUCCCUGUGUGUCGCCCUUGUUAUGAAUACGAGCGAAAGGAUGGGAACCAGUCUUGUCCACAAUGCAAGACUAGAUACAAGAGGCAUAGAGGGAGUCCUCGAGUCGAGGGAGAUGAAGAUGAAGAUAACUCUGAUGACAUAGAGAAUGAGUUCAAUUAUGCACAAGGAAAAGCCAAGGCCAGGCGGCAGUGGGAGGAAGAUCCUGACCUAUCAUCGUCUUCUAGACGUGAAUCUCAACAGCCAAUUCCCCUCCUCACCAAUGGCCAAACGAUGUCUGGUGAGAUUCCGUGUGCCACACCUGACACUCAAUCUGUACGAACUACUUCAGGUCCUUUGGGCCCAUCUGAAAAGGUUCACUCACUCCCCUAUAUUGAUCCAAGGCAACCAGUUCCUGUAAGAAUUGUCGACCCAUCAAAGGACUUAAAUUCUUAUGGUCUGGGAAAUGUUGACUGGAAAGAAAGGGUUGAAGGUUGGAAGCUCAAGCAGGAGAAAAAUAUGGUACAAAUGACUGGUAGAUAUGCUGAGGGGAAAGGAGGAGAUGUUGAAGGGACUGGUUCUAAUGGAGAAGAACUUCAAAUGGUUGAUGAUGCUCGACAACCCAUGAGUCGUGUGGUGCCAAUUCCUUCAUCUCAGCUGACUCCUUAUCGUGUUGUUAUCAUACUCCGUCUUAUUAUUCUUGGCUUCUUCUUACAAUAUCGUGUAACUCACCCUGUGAAAGAUGCAUACCCACUGUGGUUGACAUCCGUUAUUUGUGAGAUUUGGUUUGCCUUAUCCUGGAUACUGGAUCAGUUUCCAAAAUGGUCUCCUAUUAACCGGGAGACUUAUCUUGAACGACUUGCUUUAAGAUAUGAUCGUGAAGGAGAGCCAUCACAGUUAGAUCCUGUUGAUGUGUUCGUUAGUACAGUGGAUCCCCUCAAAGAGCCACCUCUAGUAACUGCAAACACUGUGUUGUCUAUUCUUUCUGUUGACUACCCUGUGGACAAAGUUUCUUGCUACGUAUCAGAUGAUGGUUCAGCUAUGUUGACCUUUGAAGCACUAUCAGAAACAGCUGAGUUUGCAAAGAAAUGGGUGCCCUUCUGCAAAAAGCACAAUAUUGAGCCAAGAGCCCCGGAGUUUUAUUUUGCCCAGAAGAUUGAUUACUUGAAGGACAAGAUUCAACCUUCCUUUGUAAAGGAGCGACGAGCAAUGAAGAGGGAAUAUGAAGAAUUCAAAGUACGGAUCAAUGCCCUGGUAGCCAAAGCUCAGAAGAUGCCAGAGGAAGGUUGGACAAUGCAGGAUGGAACUCCUUGGCCUGGAAAUAAUCCUAGGGAUCAUCCUGGAAUGAUUCAGGUGUUUUUAGGUCAUAGUGGAGGUCUGGAUACAGAUGGAAAUGAGCUGCCUAGACUUGUUUAUGUUUCUCGUGAGAAGCGGCCAGGCUUCCAACAUCACAAGAAGGCUGGAGCUAUGAACGCAUUGAUUCGUGUUUCUGCUGUCUUGACCAAUGGAGCAUAUCUUCUGAAUGUGGAUUGUGAUCACUAUUUCAAUAAUAGCAAAGCUCUUAAAGAAGCCAUGUGUUUCAUGAUGGAUCCUGUUCUUGGAAAGAAGACAUGUUAUGUGCAAUUUCCUCAGAGAUUUGAUGGCAUCGACUUGCACGAUCGAUAUGCCAAUCGCAAUAUUGUGUUCUUUGAUAUCAACAUGAAAGGUCAGGAUGGUGUUCAGGGUCCAGUCUAUGUGGGAACUGGUUGUUGUUUCAACAGGCAGGCUUUGUAUGGUUAUGAUCCUGUUCUGACUGAGGAGGAUUUGGAACCUAAUAUUAUUGUAAAGAGUUGUUGGGGUUCUAGAAAGAAGGGAAGGGGUGGCAAUAAGAAGUACAUUGACAAGAAGAGAGCAAUGAAUAGAACUGAAUCUACUGUUCCCAUAUUUAAUAUGGAAGACAUAGAAGAGGGUGUUGAAGGUUAUGACGAUGAAAGGUCACUGCUUAUGUCCCAAAAGAGCUUGGAGAAGCGUUUUGGUCAAUCUCCAGUUUUUAUUGCUGCCACUUUCAUGGAGCAGGGUGGCAUUCCACCCUCAACAAACCCUGCAACUCUUCUUAAGGAAGCAAUCCAUGUUAUCAGCUGUGGUUAUGAAGACAAGACUGAAUGGGGCAAAGAGAUUGGAUGGAUUUAUGGUUCUGUGACGGAAGAUAUCUUAACUGGGUUUAAGAUGCAUGCUCGUGGUUGGAUUUCCAUCUAUUGCAUGCCACCUCGCCCAGCAUUUAAGGGUUCUGCUCCAAUCAAUCUUUCAGAUCGUCUCAAUCAGGUGCUUCGGUGGGCAUUGGGUUCAAUUGAGAUUUUUCUAAGCAGGCAUUGUCCCUUGUGGUAUGGCUACAAUGGAAGGUUGAAGCCUCUGAUGAGACUUGCUUAUAUUAACACCAUUGUCUACCCCUUUACCUCAAUCCCACUGAUUGCUUACUGUACGCUACCUGCAUUUUGUCUCCUCACAAAUAAAUUUAUUAUUCCUGAGAUAAGCAACUUUGCCAGCAUGUGGUUCAUUCUCCUCUUCGUGUCCAUUUUUACUACUUCAAUUCUUGAGCUUAGGUGGAGUGGGGUCAGUAUAGAAGAUUGGUGGAGAAAUGAACAAUUCUGGGUUAUCGGUGGGACAUCUGCACAUCUUUUUGCUGUGUUCCAGGGGCUUCUAAAAGUGCUUGCUGGGAUCGAUACAAAUUUUACUGUUACAUCAAAGGCAUCAGAUGAGGACGGUGAUUUUGCCGAGCUUUAUGUGUUUAAAUGGACAUCACUUCUCAUCCCUCCUACAACGGUGCUUAUUGUGAAUUUGGUAGGGAUUGUGGCUGGUGUGUCCUAUGCCAUAAACAGUGGUUACCAGUCUUGGGGUCCACUAUUUGGCAAGCUGUUCUUUGCUAUCUGGGUCAUUGCCCAUUUAUACCCAUUCUUGAAGGGUCUCUUGGGCAGGCAAAAUCGUACCCCAACCAUUGUUAUUGUUUGGUCCGUUCUUCUUGCUUCAAUAUUCUCCUUGCUGUGGGUGAGGAUUGAUCCCUUCACCACUGACUCCAACAAAGUAUCCAAUGGUCAAUGUGGCAUCAACUGUUAG